AUGGCAGAGCCAAAACCGGUGGACAUACCCACUGCAAAGGGCGAAGACAUGCAUACCGACAGCGACGCAGCAUACACCCCUGAUCACACCGAGGCGCACUCGUCGUCUUUCGCCUCUUCGCCGCCUGAUCACGAUGGCCUCCAUACGCCCACCAUGGCCCCUACCAACCCGGGAAGCCCCAGGCUCUCGAGGAAUCCUUCCUUCUCGGGCAGCAGCUCUUACCACGAAGACUGGGACCCCUUCCCGCCCCUCGACCGCCUUACCAUGCUCGACCUCCUCGAUAACUUCGCGCUGCCGCAACAGCUCGAGAAACUUCAAAAAGGCAUUUCCGCCCAGACACAGAAGGUUCGGAAGUCGAGAGAUGCUUUCAGGAAUAAGAGCCAGCACGCGCGAGAGCGCAUGGUAGAGGAGUGGAGGCGUCGCGUUCCCACCGCCGAAGAACAGUUGGAGAGAUACAGGAAGCGCAUGCGCGUCAGCGUCGAUAAGCUCGGCAAGCAGUGGAACGACACCAGAGUGGUGACCAUGCGAGAGAAGGUCUCUUUCAUCUGCGGCGUCAUGAACAUCUUCGCCAGCGGACUACUCAUGGGUGGCUACCCCGAAUACUUCCAUCUCUGGUAUUCGGUCCAGGUCCUAUACUUCAUGCCCAUCCGCUACUUCACUUAUCAUCGCCGAGGAUACCACUACUUCCUGGCCGACCUCUGCUAUUUUGUCAACUUCCUCCUGAUGCUCAGCAUUUGGGUCUUUCCUGGCUCGAAACGACUCUUCCUGUCCGUCUAUUGUCUGGCCUUUGGCAACAAUGCUGUCGCCAUCAUCAUGUGGAGAAACUCGCUGGUUUUCCACAGUUUCGACAAGGUCACCUCUCUCUUCAUCCACAUUAUGCCUUGCGCAACUCUCCAUUGCAUAGUUCACUUAUGGCCUGAAGAGAUGAAAUCUGUCCGGUUCCCCGCGACAUGGACCAUCCAGCACUCUCCAGCCGGCUCACCAACUGCUUAUGGAAACGUGGUGUCCAUGUUAGCGUGGAGCUCCAUCCCCUACGCUGUCUGGCAACUGUCAUACUACUUCUUCAUCACCGUCCGGCGGCGGGAGAAGAUCGCGGCCGGCAGGCCUACUUCUUUUACAUGGCUGCGAAAGUCGUACUCAAAAAGCUGGAUAGGCAAGCUGGUGCUUUCGCUCCCGGACUCCCUGCAAGAAGCGGCAUUCAUGCUGAUCCAGUACUCAUAUGCGGUCUUGACGAUGCUCCCUUGUCCCAUUUGGUUCGCGAGCAGAUACGCGUCGGCCGGUUUUCUGAUGAUCGUCUUCACAUGGAGUGUUUACAACGGAGCAACCUACUACAUUGAUGUGUUUGGAACACGCUUCCAGAAGGAGCUGGAGUCGCUCAGAGCUGAGGUCAAGCAGUGGCAGAAUACACCGGAAAUGGCCGGCCAUUCCCCUCUCAUCACACCGAACCCGGAUGGGACCGCGCCCAGCGAGCUGCAACUAUCCUCCGGCGUUGAAGAUGACGGCAAGAUUGAUUCCGCCCUUCAACACGAAAAUGAGGAUAACCAGGAGAAAACGAAUGCCGGCGCACGUGGGGUAGAUGGGAUCCCGCUGCUGAGCGAGGAGCUGCCUGCCCAGGCAGAAGCCUCUGGUGUCGAUGGCGGGGCCAGAGACGUAGCUAGGGAGAGGAAGGCAAUUCCUUUGGAAUGA
Colletotrichum chrysophilum is the source of this 1686-nucleotide messenger RNA. RefSeq lists its product as uncharacterized. The record is from RefSeq and is a predicted model, not a curated record. NCBI's taxonomy places the organism in Eukaryota, Fungi, Ascomycota, Sordariomycetes, Glomerellales, Glomerellaceae. The transcript has a single exon. Gene Ontology annotation, biological process: phosphatidylcholine biosynthetic process. Bases 1 to 1686 code for a protein of 561 amino acids.